Lucilia sericata (common green bottle fly) is the source of this 1875-nucleotide messenger RNA. It is a transcript of the gene CCDC151, whose product is annotated as golgin subfamily A member 6-like protein 7. The transcript is spliced from 8 exons. Gene Ontology annotation, biological process: outer dynein arm assembly; cilium movement. Gene Ontology annotation, cellular component: cilium. NCBI's taxonomy places the organism in Eukaryota, Metazoa, Arthropoda, Insecta, Diptera, Calliphoridae. Bases 1 to 1875 code for a protein of 624 amino acids. The record is from RefSeq and is a predicted model, not a curated record.
AUGGAAAACGAUAAAUUGGCUGAAAUCAAUCAUAAAAUUGCUGAAAUUAAGAAACGUAUACUGCUGGCAGAAGGCCAAAAGACAGCCAAUACAGCAGAAUGGCAGAAACAGAAUCGUAUCAAUUGUGAUACAAUUGCAUCCUUGAAAAAGGAUAUAAAAGAACUUACAACAAAAUGUGGUCGUCUGCGAAAUCCUUUGCAACGACCCGUACUCAUCAAAGAAAAUCCAGCAGUUGCUGGUUCUGUGGCAACAGCUCCUUUAGAAAAGCGCAAAACGAGUGCUGCUGCUACUGCUCUGCCCACAAUAGUUGUGGGCAAAGUAAAUUAUCCCAUUGGCGCCAAAAAUGCUGAAGAUGCUAUUUUCCUUACAGACUUGAAAAUAACGGAAAAUCGCAAACAGUUGGAUUUAUUAAGGCAUCGUUUCAAGUGUCGAAAACAACACUUUGCUAAACUAAUGGAACAGUAUCGUGAAUUGCUGGCUAAUAAAGAGGCUCAAGAACAGAAUUUAGGUGAAAAACCACCAGAGACAUUGGAAGAGGAUAAUAAUCGUAAGUUGGUUUGCCAAUUGGAAAAUCAAAUUCAUCGCACCAAUGUUCAAUGGAUGGAAGCUGAACAUAUACGUAAGAAAUAUCGCUCCAUUGAGGCUUCUUUGAUGAACGAUGCCGAACGUUUCGAAAGAAGUUUAAAGGAAUUAGAGGUGGCUUUAAAUGAACAGCAACAGGAAAUAAAUCGACUACAGCAAGUCCACAAUGAAGCCAUUGAAAUGCGUGACUCAGCCAAGGUUAUUCUACUGCGGCAGGAGCAACAAGCCAACCUCUCGCAAAAGACACGCGAGCGUCAAGCCAUGGAAUUUCGCAAACUCGUCGAACAACGUAAACUGGAAUUGGAGAGAAUCGGCCGUAAACUUUUCUUUGAAGGUAAGACAUUACAUCACCAAGACAGUAUUGGUUCUAGUACAGGAGAUCAACACACCGGCAAGACUGAAGCCGAUGAAGAUGAAAAUUCCCAAUUAAAAAAUGUCACCAGUGAUAUGGAGGAUUUAUUUAAAAAUCUUAUGGAAGUUACCGGUGCUACGUCACCGCAUGAAGUUUUCGAAAGAUUUUCUUCGCAAAAGGAGUCAGCAAUGCGUUUGAAUUAUCUCCGCACCGCCGCUGAAGCGGAAAAAGGUAGUUUGGAAUGUUUGAGGGAGGCUUUGACUAAAGAGCUAGAGUCGUCUAAGUUUACCGAUGUCAAGGAGAGAGAAGUUAAUCAAGAGGUUAUUGAAAGAAUAAAAUCACAAAUAGCCGAAUAUGAGGCAGAGAGACAAAAGAACUUGGAAGCAGCAGAAAAGUCUUUGGAAGUAUUAAAAUUCAUUAAGGAAAGGUUAUGUGAAAUGAUUUAUAAGCUGCAGGAGGUAGACGAAAACAAUGUGGAAUUAAAAGAAAAAGACAUGACCAUUAAAGUGGCAGAGUUGCCAGAUUUUUUAGUUAAUAAAGCAGAGGAUUUAGAUAUGAUUAUGAUACUCAAGCUAAAAUUGGAGAAAUGCCAAGAGUUAAGUAAACCACAACAACAAUCAAUAGAAAAGUUAGAUUUGGAUAUAAGCGAAGAAGAAUUUAUGUCUUCGUUGCAACCACCCAAGCCACCAACAGGUCAAGAAGGUGAAAAACCAGCUGCUAUGCCAAUGUGUUAUUAUAAUUUACUGGCUGGACGAGCACAAAGAGCUGCAGGCACUUCUUCGUCAUCACCUGAACAAGCACCGGCAGCAGCUACGGCAGCUAAUGAGGAAGAAAGUGAAGUACCCUCACGUAACUAUUUGAAACGUCAGUCUGUACUAAUAGUUGAUCAAAAGUCUCGUAGGAAACCUUUUAGACCGGCACCAGCAGCUCGAAGGAAAUAA